GAGAUCAGGGUAUCACCAGCCAUAGCCAGAUCUUCAUCAUCACCUGCAAGAUUCUCUGCAAUUAUAUUGUAUGGCGAUUAUCCUAGGAUGCUCAAACAGUGAAUUCUGUAUUGGAAAGCGGCUGAAGGAGGAGGCAGAAGAACAGCUAAAGCUGCAACAGGCCAGAGUGGCUGAAUUGGAACGGUUGGAGGCUGCUGAGCUAGAGGCUGCUGAGCUAGAGGCUGCUGAGCUAGAAGCUGCAACAGAUCACUCCAGAAGGGAGUAUCUGUUGCAGCAGCUAGAGAAGUCACUCACGGAUGACCGUUGUGCCCAAAUCACCAAGCACAUAGCUGAAAUGAUCCUGCUGGAGCACAAGAUCACCAGCUCCCAGUUCACAAACUGGGAUGACCGUUUUGUGAGACUGGAGCGUCGGGUUGACGAGCUGUCAGCUCAGCAGUCCAAGAUCCUGGACUCUAUCCAGGGCUUGUCUGCUCAGCUGGCAGCCGCCAAGCUGAUUACUCCUCAGCUCCCUCUGCUGAAACCCAAAACCUCUCCUCCUCCUUCACCACCUCCUUCCCCUCCUUCAUCUCAUGGGGGAUCUGUACAUUCUUCCCGGGCAUCUACUCCUUCCCAGAAGGCCUCAGCAAAGGCCACCUAUGCUGUUGUGACUGCAGCGGACAGAGGUCCCAAGAUCCCUGCCCCCAACAAGUUCAGGGGCGAUGACCCCAAGACUGAUGUUGGGGACUGGGCUGCUGGGACCAAAGCCUACUUGAGGGGCUUUGUCUGUGCAGAACACACCAAGGUGGCGACUGUUUUGGGGCUGCUGGAAGGGCCUGCACUGAAGUGGGCCACCUCAACUUCCAGCAGUCUGCAGCAGUCCAUGGAGGACUGGGCCUUUGGGUUGGGGGUAGACAGACUUCUGCAGGCCCUGGAGGACCGGUUUGCAGACAACGAGCGGGCCCGCAAGGCUGCUGACAGGAUUGCUCGCCUGGGACAGCAACGGUACAACGGUACCCUACAGGCCUUGUUUGCUGAGUUCGAGCAGCUCACCUCCACCCCUGGGCUGGUCAUGGCACCUUAUGAUAUGUUGACCAGCUUUUGCAGGGCAGCGCCUGAGAAGUUCGCGGUUGCACUUUACAGCGCUGGGUACAAGGACUGGAGGUCCUUUGGUCGUGCAACCCUGGAAAUGGAGGCCAAGCUCCAUGUCCAGGCCCCAACCUCUGACAGGAGGAAAGGUGCCUUCCCUAGAGGCAACAAAAGGGGAAAGGCAGCCUUUAAUCACGCGGGAUCUGCCUCAGGAUCAGAUACCGAUUCUCAACCUGAUGUGCCUUCAGGGGGGAUCGGAUCUGCUGCUGAGACAGAUGUUGCAGCAGUAGUGACUCAGGCUGUUUUGGGUGCUCUGCAGUCGCAGAGAAAGUUUUCCACCCCCACAGCCUCAGCCACUACCAAGGGGAAGGAUAAGGGACGUCGUCCUUCCUCUUCCCAGCACCCUAACCUGCCUAGAGACGUCCACAUGCCAGCUGACCCCCUCAAUCCCUCCACACUUCCCUCGCAUGACCUCAAGAUCCAAGAGGGAGUCUGGAGAAGAAGAAAGGAGAAGGGGGUCUGCCUGAGAUGUGAGGGACAGCAGUUCUUAAAGGACUGCCCUUACAUGCCAGGCCCGGUGAUCAGCAUCACGGAGAAAGUCAAAGGCAUUCCAGUGACCUUUGACACUGCUGGGAAAGUCAAACACAGUCUGAACUUUUAUGUCUUCCCUGAGCUGCCCUUUGAGUUGGUGUUCUCCAUGCAGUGGUUGAGGGCAGUCAACCCUAGGAUCGACUGGCAGAUUCCUAGAGUUGAACUACCAGAUAGCCAGGGGGUGUAUCAGCAAUGCAUGAUUGCUGCUGAUCACCACCCUAAGACCUCCUGCUACUGCCUGAGAGCGAGGGAGUUCCAUGCUCUCUCUCGCCAGUACCACCAUGAGUGUCUGUUCAUUGCUUUGGUCAAGCAAACAGAUGCUCUCCCUGUUUCCUGUCCUCCUGAGAUACAGCAGGUAGUGGAUCAAUAUGCUGAUCUGAUGCAGGAGCCCUUUGAGUUACCCAACCGGCCAACCAAGCAUCACAUCGAGCUGCUGCCUGGAGCGGUCCCUCCUAAGGGUCGAGUCUACAGGAUGUCCCCUGCUGAGCUUGAGGAGCUCAGAAAGCAGCUUGAUACCCUGACCAGCAAAGGCUGGAUCAGACCUAGCACAUCUGAAUUCGGGUCACCUGUUCUCUUUGUGCCCAAAGGGAACGGCGAGUUCAAAAUGUGCAUUGACUACAGGGGUCUCAACAAGAUCACUAGGAAGAGUACUGAGCCACUUCCUAGGAUCGAUGACCUCCUGGACAUGGUGCAGGGCUGCACAGUGUUCAGGAAAGUCGACCUCAAAUCUGGCUACCACCAGAGGAGGAUGUCUACAAGACAACCUUCAAGACCAGGCACCUUCCAGACUGAGAUGCACCACAUCUUCAGGCCUUACCUGGACAAGUUUAUGGUUGUCUACCUGGAUGACAUCCUGGUAUUCAGCAAAACUGCCAGGGAACAUGCGGAGCACUUGGCUCUAGUUCUUCAGUCAUUACGUGACAGCCAGUAUAAGAUCAACAAAGAGAAGUCCUCUUUUGGAGUUCCCUCUGUCAUCUAUCUGGGUCAUGUAAUCUCUGGAGAUGGCCUGGCUCCUGAAGCAGCCAAGGUUGCUGCUAUUCAGGAGUGGCCUCAACCUCAGACAGUGAGGGAUGUCCGGUCCUUCAUGGGUUUGCCCUCCUACUACAGAAAGUUUGUCAAGAACUUUUAUGCAGUGGCUGCACCCCUGACUAACCUAACAAAGAAGGACACUCCCUUUCUUUGGUCCCUCCACUGUCAGCUGACCUUCACACGACUCAAGAAGGCCUUGACUCGUGCGCCUGUCCUAAAGUUACCUGACCCCACUUUGCCAUUCAUCCUGACCACUGACGCUAGUCAGUAUGGCUCUGGGGCAGUGCUUCAGCAGGAUGAUGGGAAUGGUCUACGGCCUGUCGAGUUUACGAGUAAGAAGAUCAAGACUCAAAAGUUCCAGGACUCUACCUACGAGAAAGAGUUGUAUGCUCUUGUCUGUGCCCUGAAACAUUGGAAGCACUUUCUCCUGGGCAGGCACUUCAAGAUCUUUUCAGAUCAUUCCACCCUACAGUGGAUGAAAUCCCAGGGAGAGUUGAACGAUAAAUUGGCACGGUACAUUCAGUUCAUAGACAUGUUUGACUUUGAACUGAAACACAAGAAGGGCUGCUACAAUAAGGACGAGACUUCUGGACCCAUUGUCAGGAAUCUGCAAGCAGAUCCUAACUCUGAACCAGGCUAUGCUCUGAGUUCAGACCUGUUGUACACCUAUAGCAGAGGUGAGGAACGCUUGUGCAUUCCCCAGGAUCAGCGGCUCGGGACACUGCUGCUGUCAGAGUGUCAUGAUGCCCGUGGACACUUUGGGUUCCUAAAGUCUUAUGCAGCCCUGUCGCAGCGCUUCUUUUGGAAGGAGAUGCGGAAUGAGAUGCUGCGUUAUGUGGACACCUAUUUAGGCAAGACCACCCCUCGUGGCAUGCGUCAGGUUAUGGUAUGCGUGGACAGGUUCUCCAAAUGCGCCGAGUUCAUCCCCUUGCCAGAGGUAGCUAGGGUACCGGCUGUGAGAGCACCCUUCUCUGAGAGGUGGGUCACACACCAUGGACCGCCCACCUCUAUCGUCAGUGAUCGCGACCCCAGAUUUUGCAGCGAUGAGUGGCAGUCCUACUGCAAGGACUAUUUGCACUCACGUCUGGACAUGACUUCUGGUCAUCAUCCUGAAGCCAAUGGAUUGGCUGAGGUGAUGAACCAAGUCUUAUUCCAGCUGCUGCGUCCUGUCAUCUCUCCAGAUCAACAGGACUCGGAUCUUCACUUGGCGAGGGCACAACUCAUGUAUAACAUGUCUGUCCACUCCUCGACAGGGUUCAAUCCCUAUCGGUUGCACUGGGGACGUGAACCACGCCAGCCUCUUGAUGAUAUCAUCGACAAGGCUAAGCCUGAUCUGACGCCAGGCACCGCAGAGUUCGCCAAACGCUAUCGUCUGGAUGUGGAAAGAGCCCGCGCGAACUUGUUCAAGGCCCAAAAGGCCAUGAUUGAACAAGCGAAUCGCCACAGGCGGCCUUCCCCCAUCCGUACUGGUGAUCAUGUCUGGGUAGCCAGUUCUGAGUUGUCGAGGGAGGAGGAUAUCUCCCCGAAGCUGUUGCCACGCUACUUGGGUCCGUGGCAGGUCCUAGAUACAGUGGGCACUGCCCCUUUCGGCCCGUCGUAUGUUAUCGACGUCCCGCUGCAUCUAUGAAUAGUAGCCGUUCCUGCUAGGGUCGAGGUGGUGGACACACCCUCACCAUCUCGAGAGAUGGCCGAAGCUACUGACUCCAUCGUCGUCCUGCAAACACGUUCAGACCCAUCGACCCUCUGUUCGAUGAACGUGUUUGAGUCCUUAGAGGAGCUAGAGGAGGAGUGGUCCACAUCAGACCCGCUAGCUUCUUGGACGGCAUUGGUCAAAGCCCCUAAGGGUGAGAUGUUCGUUAGGGAGAUAGUCAUCGGCGGCCGCAAGGUCGGGGCCUAUUAUGACACUUACUCGACUAGGAACUUCAUCAGUCGCGCGUGCGUUGAGAGGCUGCGCUUACAGGGGCAAGUGCAGCGCCUGAGUCAACCUGUGGAGUCGACCUGUGCCAACAAACAAUGCAUGGUAGUCAACGACUACCUCCAGGAUGUUGAAUGUUGUUUCCCGUACGCGGGAGGGGAUUUGAGACAUCACGUCUCGUUCCUAGUGAGCGAUGAUCUCCCUAUGGAUAUCUUGUUAGGCAUGUACUACCUCUCCGUGGCACAGCCCCAGUUUGACUGGGACCGAAAAGUGGUCAAACACACUUUGCCACGUGGGGGGACCGCCAGAUUACGUAAGUUUAAAGAUAGUAGUCUGAUCGAGUCCCACGGAUGCAUGUGUGCGGCCGCAUUCUAUAACUAUUAUAAGCAAAAUCCGAAGGAGGGUAUGUAUCUAGUUUAUGUCUCUGCAGCAGGCGAGCCAGUGAAAAUGCUGCCGGAGAUAGAGGGAGUAGUUGCUAAGUACCCUGAUGUAUUUGAAGAUCCGACAGGGGUUGUUGAGAGGGAGGUCGUCCACGCGAUAGAGAUUAUCCCAGGGUCUAGCAUCCCGAAGGGUAGGAUCUAUCGGAUGUCUCCAGGCGAGCUUGACGAGCUUCGCCAGCAACUCAAGGAACUCAUAGAGAAGGGGUGGAUCUGGCCGAGUGUCUCUCCUUAUGGUUCUCCAAUCUUAUUCGUACCAAAGAAGGGGGGCACUUUAAGGAUGUGCAUUGACUAUAGGGGCCUCAAUGCCAUCACUGUCAAGAACCGAGAGCCCCUACCGCGCAUCGACGAUUUGCUAGAUCGAGUGCAAGGGUGCCAUCAGAUUGCUAUACGGCCCGAGGAUCAGCACAAAACCGCAUUUCAGACUAGGUACGGUCUGUACGAGUUUGUGGUGAUGCUUUUCAGCCUUUGCAAUGCUCCUGGCACCUUUCAGCACGCGAUGAAUCGGAUCUUUCAUGACUACUGGGACAAGUUUGUCAUCGUGUAUCUCGAUGACAUACUUAUCUUUAGUAGGACUUUCGAGGAGCACGUGGCUCACUUGGACGAAGUCCUUAGUGUCCUCCGACAGCAUAAGUUCAAGAUUAACGGUGAGAAGUCCGAGUUUGGUCGCACCCGUAUCUUGUACUUCGGUCAUGAGAUUUCCGCGGAGGGUCUGAAGCCCGAUGACGCGAAGGUGGCCGGCAUUCGUGACUGGCCGCGUCCUCAGUCUGUGACUGAGAUGAGGUCCUUCUUAGGGAUGACCGGCUACUAUCGCAACUUUGUGAAGAACUAUAGCAUAGUUGCCGCCCCUUUGACGAACCUGACCCGCCCUGGCACCCGAUGGGAGUGGACAGACACGUGCGAGGCUGCUUUCAGACAUCUGAAGCACGCGUUGACGCAUCAUGAGGUCUUGAAAUUUCCUGAUCCUGGCAAACCUUUCGUAGUAACCACGGAUGCUAGCCAAUAUGGCAUAGGCGUCGUACUUGCGCAGCAGGAGGGGAAACAGUUGAGGCCGGUAGAGUACAUGUCCAAAAAGAUGCCCUCUCACAAGUUGGCUAAGUCCACCUAUAAUAAGGAGCUUUAUGCGAUCUACAAGGCACUCACUCAUUGGAGGCACUACCUCCUUGGGAGGUUCUUCUACGUCAAGAUUGAUCACCAAAUCCUGAAGUGGAUGAGAACCCAACCUGUGCUCUUGGACGCUCUGAAGCGUUGGAUUGAAGUCAUAGAGCAGUAUGACUUUGAGCCCCAAUACAUCAAGGGCGAGUACAACAAGGUUGCUGAUGCACUAUCGCGUAGGCCUGACUUCUCCAGUGCGCUGAUCACUAAGUUUGGGCUUGCGGGCGAUGUUACUCACUCUAUGGUGGAAGCCUAUCGCGAGGAUCAGUUUAUGUCUGAGAUCAUUCGCAGACUCGAGGCGAAGGAUAAAAUCACUUCUGCCGAGUUUGCGUUGGCCUUCUGUUCCUUGAGAAGGAAGGGAAUAAACGCCUGUAUGACUUCUGGGAACCAUCCCGAGGCCAAUGGCCAAGCAAAGCAACUCAAUCGCGCUGUUCAACACUUGUUGCGACAUUACAUCAAGCCCAAUCAGGUGAACUGGGAUGAGAAACUUGCUCUCAUCGCCAGCCUGUAUAACAAUGCUGUCCACAACGCAAUUGGAGUUAGUCCUAAUAGUCUGCUACUGACUUUCAAGCCCAGACUGCCCCUAGACUUUCUGCUACCUGACAAUCAGUCAGCUGCUGCACCCGGCACCCUUGAGUUUGCCUAUCGCUAUGAACAACUGAUGCAGCAGGCAGUAGAACAGAUGCACAAGGCACAGGCCGCAAUGAUAGAAACUGAGAACAAGCACCACCGUCCUUUUACAUUUCAGGUAGGGGACAAAGUCUGGGUAAAAUCCUCAGAACUGGGACAGGAGCACGGGAUCUCCCGUAAGCUCAUGCCACAACACUUUGGACCAUGGGAGGUUCUAGAUGUUGUUGGGGAAGAUCCGGAUGGGCCAUCCUACGUCAUUCGGAUCCCUGGUCAUCUCCGCACUUACCCUGUCUUUCACUCCUCCAAGCUUGCACCAUUCAAAGAAACUGACCAGUUUCCCUUAAGUCAUUCUAUGUUGCCCCCAACCAUGGAUGGAGAGGUCGACAUCGACGACAUUGUUGACCACGGGGAGAUGCCAGUUCCAAGACCAACAGGCAAAGGACGUCCUCCGAAACCGAAGCUGCAGUAUCGAGUUCGGUUCAGCUCACUACGAGAAGUCUCUCCGAAAAGGAAAGCGCCAGAUUAUCGAAGAUUGAACUUCUCAGAGGACUAUCGAAGUAUGGAGGAGGGAAUGCGAGGCAUAGAGCCUCGAUAUGCCCUACAGGGCCUAUUUUUCACACUGUCCGCCGCCCUAAGUGAAGGCAGGCACGACUGAGGCCCUACAGGCCAUUUUUGGGGUCACCAUGCAACUGAGGAAAUUCAGGCAGUUGCACAGCGCCAGUUGGUUGGAAGCGCCCAGGCCCAGGCUGCCUUCCAUUGCAUGUAACUGAGGCAGGCCCUGGGCCGGAUACACAAAGUGGACCGAACAAAGGCUGAGGGCAGUU
Messenger RNA from Chara braunii, 7646 nucleotides. The record is from the annotation of a GenBank genome assembly. NCBI's taxonomy places the organism in Eukaryota, Viridiplantae, Streptophyta, Charophyceae, Charales, Characeae.